Molecule: messenger RNA, 3943 nt
Organism: Phlebotomus argentipes
Lineage: Eukaryota; Metazoa; Arthropoda; Insecta; Diptera; Psychodidae
Gene: yki
Product: transcriptional coactivator yorkie
Exons: 7
Coding region: 507-1865 (452 amino acids)
Biological process (GO): positive regulation of transcription by RNA polymerase II; hippo signaling
Cellular component (GO): nucleus; cytoplasm
Molecular function (GO): transcription coactivator activity; protein binding
Source: RefSeq, a predicted model, not a curated record
UAUAAAAGACGUUGCUGGGGUUAGACGUGUUCUGUUUGGUGGUGGAUCUGAUUAUUUAGUUACUUAUUUUAAUUCCCUUCCAUCUUUAUUUAAGACGUUUGUGCCGUUUGUUGCGCUAUAUCUGAUAUUUCGGCGUUGCAAAGUUGCUUUUCCAACAUUUGCACGGUGCGAAAGCUCUCGUCCCCCCUGUACUUGUUUUUUUGUGUGCGUGUCCAGAGGAAUCUGGCCUGUGACGACGUCCGAGGGAACUGGAGCUGCGGACAAGUGUGUUUGAUGGUGGCGCAGGGUGGAUUUAAUUGAAUUUACCUGCCCCAGAGCACACCUGAGGACGUGGAGAGCGGGGGCCGAUCGAGGCACAGUGUGUGGAAAAGAAAGAUGGUGACUGUGUGAAGUGGCGCUUUCGCUGAACUGGCCAGUUUUUCCCAUAUCGCGCGCCGUUGAUAAAAUUACCCAGGAGAACUUCCGGUCAGUGAUCGCGCGCUGGUGUGUCUUCCUGAACAGCAGCCAUGGCGCUCAACAACAGCAGUGGCGGAAGCAGCAGCAAUCUCAGCAACACGGCCAACAACAAUAAUGCAGACCAGAAGCAGAGCAAUCUAGUCGUGCGCAUGGAUGAGGACUCCGCCACGAAGCUUCAGGCGCUCUUCGACACAGUCCUCAAGCCCAGCGAGCAAAAUCGCCCAUUGCAGAUCCCACUGCGGAUGCGCAAGCUGCCCAACUCCUUCUUCAACCCGCCGUCCACGGGCUCCAAGUCGCCCUCCGUCUCGCACUCGCGCGAGAAUAGCAACGACUCGGCCUUUGGUUCUGGCACCACGAUCGUGUACGCGACUGGGGGCAACGCCGCCCCGGCCAGCAGUGUCCUCACGCAGCGCCUCUCCAUCAGCCACUCGCGGGCCCACAGUAGCCCUGCCACGUUGGAGCAGACUCAUGCAGCGGGCCUGAAGACCGCAGCCGCCGCCCCAGCGGCCAGCCAAACGCCGGCACAGCCACAGACGCCACUGAAGGCUGUGCACGCGUCCCAGCGCAGCUACGACGUGAUCAGUGCCAUCCAGCUCCAGGACGAACUCGGUGACCUGCCGGCCGGAUGGGAACAAGCCCGCACGGCGGAGGGACAGAUCUACUAUCUCAAUCAUAUGACACGUACGACUCAGUGGGAAGACCCGAGGAAACAAUUAGCAGCACAGCAAGCUCUAGCCGCCCACCAGAGUGCAGAUUCACUGUUAAGGAGUCAGCCACCACCCCAGCAAGCUCCACAGCCCCCCGCAGCAAUUCAGCAGAGCAGCGGCACUCCAGUGACAAAGUUGUCGUCCUCAUCGGUGGCGUCUGAUCCCCUUUUGGGGCCACUGCCAGAGGGAUGGGAGCAGGCAAUGACUUCUGCUGGUGAAACUUACUUUAUUAACCAUAUUAACCGUACAACUUCUUGGUUCGACCCAAGAAUACCGGAGCAUUUUCAGCGACAAGAAUUGUCAAGGAAUGCCGGAGGAUGGCUCAAUAUUCAGAAUUUGCAGAAGGAGCGUGAAUAUCUGAAGCAGCGCCAACAGGAAAUUCAACAUCAGACAAUCAGUCUCCAGAUGGAUCCUUUUCUACCGGGUGUGACUGACCACUCGCGACAGGAAUCCGGCGAUAGCGGCCUGAGCCUCACCUCUAAUCACUACUCAAUGCCACACACCCCCGAUUUCCUCGCCAACAUGGAUGAUAGCAUGGAUUGUAUAAGUGAAAGUGGAAAUCUGGAAACGAGUACUUUAGAGAAUACAGAUGAUCUCGUCCCUUCUCUACAACUCGGUGAAGGCUUCAACAAUGAUAUUUUGGACGAUGUUGAUAAUCUAAUGGAUUCAGAGGUGAAAACGGACAGUCUAACGUGGAUCUAGAAAGGGAGAAAAGAAUACCGACAGUGAUGGAAUAUUUGCAGUCAGUUUUAUUAGAUUUUUAGAGGAGAAAAUCAGUGCCUUAAAGUAAAUUCUUAUAUUUUUAUUGGUUAAAAGAAUGAUAAAUUUUAUAUUUCUCUAUUAGAUUUUGAGAUUAUAUAAAGUAUCAGGAACGAAUGUGUGAGUGUGUGAAUAGACAUGAAUGUAUGUGCAUGAAAGCUAUAUUUUGCUGUUGUAAAUCAUAGAAAGAAUAAAAAAAAAGAGCUGAAAUGAACUGAUUUCUUGCUAGAAAAAUUUGCAAAGCUAUUUGUAAUGUGAAAAUUUUUGAGAAGAGAUGAUAGAAGAAUAGUGAAAAUGCAAUAUUAAAUGUUGAUUAUAACAUACAAGCAAUGAACGUCCAUCAUUUUUACACGAGAAAACAUUUUUAUAUGAUAGUUUUAUCAUUGUAUGUAUUUUUGAUAUUAAGUCUUAAUAUCUAAAGUUAUGAUAUAAGCAUAAUUAUUUACAUAGCAUAGUGAUAAAAGAAGCAUAGAUCGUUUUUUAGAAGCGUAAGAUUAUGAAGAGUUUAUGUAUUUAAGAUGAAAGGCAGAUGUAAAAGCAAUCACGUAUCAAAAACAAAACUUAAGUGCCUUGUAAUUAUAGCUCUACAAGAAUAAUAAUAAUUUAUAAUGUUAGUAUGUCAAAUUCAUGAAAAAUUUUCUCUUCUCACCCGAAAGGAAGCCAGUGAAGAAUUCCACAAGUCACUGGAAUAAUUGGGAUAGGAAGAAAUUUCUGUUUUUUGUGUUUAGGAUGUAAGAUGGCUUUUAUUCCUACCUUUUAUUUUAGAACUUAGGAUCUUUUAUAAUGAACAAGAAAUAAGGAAUUUUCUCACAUAAGAUGAGCGUCAGGAAUUCGCUGAAUUGACAGGCUUGAGGUUCAUGCAAUAAAAAUGCUUGAAUUAAAAAGGCAAAUUUUGAAAAUCUCCUGAGGUUUCAAUCUAAAAAGUUCUUCGUUUGGUGAUUGACUGCUCUUUGAUGCUAUAAAAAUUAAAUUUGAAUCAAGAAGAUGGAUAGAAAGUUAUAAGUAAAUGCGAUUAGGAUAUAAAUCUUUGAAGAUAGAACUAUAAUUUUUCAAUUGUAAUCUUAUUUUUUGCCUUUCUAACCUAAGAUCCAUCUUUUUUACCAUAAAAUAUUCAUUGAAUAGUUGAAAAUUUAGUAAAAUCUAGAGAUAAAUAUAGUAAAAAUACGUAUCUUAGUAGGCAAUAGUGAAAAAUCAAGAAAAAUAUCGUUAUUUUUUCAAUACAUUCGGUGAGAAAUGCAAUAAUUUUUGGUCGAAACCAUCAUUUCAAAGACUUGUUGUCACAUAUUCUGAAGAAUUUUUGGAUAAAGAAACCUCAUUUGAUUUCAACUUCUGACCUCAGGAAGUGAAGAAGCCUGUUGGGACAGAGAAGUCACGAUCAAAUACGAGUAAACCGUCCAAAAUUACGUAAAAUAUGACAAUUUCUGUCGUGUUAGGAGAAAUGCAGGAAGAAAAUCUACGAAAAAGCGUUCAUUGACAGCGGGAAAGCCAAGAAAUGUUGUGAUAUGAAAAGGAAAAAAAAUCAAAAGUACGACGAAGUUAAGAAUUCUCAACUCUCCAGCCUAAGACAAUCCUCUUUGCAUUGAAAAUUGCCCUGCAAAGCACACAAGUCUCUAUAACCGAAGAGAUUUGACUGUUGCCAAAUAAAUAUUGUUAAUUUUGUAAUCCCGAUUAUUAAAAUUUGCCCACAAGGAAUAGAAGACUAAUCAUUGUCUGCAAUUUGCAAUGCAAAUUUAUCUGACAAAUGAGCAGUAAAAGAAAUUGUAUGUAAAACAGAGAAAGUGCCUCGUUCAGAGGAUUCAAUUGAGCUGGAAUGGAUUACAUUGUUUUUUUUGGGAAAAUCUCAUGGCUUUGGAAAAAACAUUGCUCAAUUUUUUGUACAACAGAAGCAUAGAAAAGGAAUUUUAUAAGAAAGAGUAUUAUUUGUCAUUCAACAAAUUUGAUGGUUGCAUAGAAAGGAAAUUUUGUAUUUAUGAAUGUAUCAUAAAAAGUAAUUUACAUUGAAUAAAAAUUUAACGAUAUAA